This is a messenger RNA of Suillus discolor, 774 nucleotides long. RefSeq lists its product as uncharacterized. The transcript has 5 exons. Lineage: Eukaryota; Fungi; Basidiomycota; Agaricomycetes; Boletales; Suillaceae. The coding region runs from base 1 to 774 and encodes 257 amino acids. The record is from RefSeq and is a predicted model, not a curated record.
AUGCCUACAGAGUCAUCACUUGGGGAUCGCACUAUUCAGAUAUCAAAUUUUAAGCCACUGAUGCUGCCCCCAUCACCAUCCUGUACAACACCUGCCAAUGAUGAUCCCGACCUCUUUUUUAAUGAUGGCCGCGACUUGUGCUAUCUCAGACUGGUCUUUGCCCUCGCAGGAAAUUCCAACUGGCACCCCCAUUUGUUUAGGGACUGCCACAUAGAUUGGUGCAUUAGCAUGAUUCCGCAGUACUGCAAUGCCAGCUACUACGAGCAUCCAUUUUUCACAUCAGUUACGUCGCUCGAUUCUGUUACUGAGCAGCAGUGGUGGGACAUGAUGAGAAGCGUGUGGAUCUAUCCUCGCUAUGACAUUGACAAUGCACGCACUUUCAAGCUUCUUCUUGUCUUUGUGAAUUGCACAAAGAAAUAUAUGCAGAUUGCUUCGAAAUCUGAUCUCGAGCAGCUCAUUGAAAAUGUAGAUGAGUUUGUGGAAAGGUUGGAGCAGGACAUACGAUGGAAGAGGCGACUACACGAGAUAGGACAGGAGACACAAGAUUUAGAGCAGGGAGAGGGGGUCAUCUUUACUGCAAAGGAGUUGAGGACUACAGCCAGCAACAUGAUGGUGGAGAGCUUUGAGAAAGUCACGGGUAGUGUCAUGCUAUCUCUGACUUGGUACACGCUUGUCAAGCGUGAGGAACAAUGGGCAUGGGAUGCAAAUAUCUGGGAGACCAGAAUCGAAGUGUCGACUGGGGCAGGGGAGGUUGUUCCACGGGAACAAAACUAG